AUACAAGAAUGGCUAAGCAAACUAGUGUACAUCAACCUGGAGGAAUAUUAUAUAGUCUUUUAAAAUAACAAAUAUGUAGAUUGUUAAUACAUGGGAAAAGGUAUAUGAAAUAGGUGGAACCAAGCAGAACAUAAUAUAGCAUAUUUCCUACUGAUUACAACUAUGGCAAAAUGUAUGUAAAUGCUUCAGUGAAUUUGGAGAGUGGAGGUAGUAUUGUUAGUGUCUUUUUUUUUUUGAGACGGAGUCUUGCUGUGUUGCCCAGGCUGGAGUGCAGUGGCGUGAUCUCACCUCACUGCAGCCUCCGCUUCCCGGGUUCAAGCAAUUCUCCUGUCUCAGCCUCCCAAGUAGCUGGGAUUACAGGUGUGCACCACCACGCCCGGCUAAUUUUUGCAUUUUUAGUAGAUGAGGUUUCACCAUAUUGGUCAGUUAGUGUCCUUUUUUUUAUUGUAGUAAAAUAUAUACUCACUAUUUUAACCAUAAAAGCUUAUGUUCACUGGCAUUACAUACAUUUACAAUGUUGUGCAACCAUAACCAGGGUCCAUUUCCACAACCUGAAUUUCAUCAUCUCAAACAGAGACUGUGUAUCCAUUAAACAAUAACUCCUACUCCCCCUCCUCCUCCUAAGCCCUUGGUAAAGUCUAUUCUAUUUUUUUGUCCCUAUGAAUUUGCCUAUUCUAGAUACCUCAAGAAAAACAGAAUAUUUGUCCUUUUGUCUUGCUUACUUAACUCAGCAUCAUCUGUAUUGGAGUGUGUGUCAGAAUUGCCUUCCUUUUGAAGACUGAAUAGUAUUCCACAGUAUGGAUGUGCUGCAUUUGUUUAUCCGUUUCUCCAUUCGUGGAUGCUCGGGUUGCUCCCACCUUUUGGCUAUUGUGAAAAAUGCUUCAAGUCCCUGCUUUCGGUUCUUUGUUGGUAUAUACCUAGGAGUGGAACUGCUGGGUCAUAUGGUAAUUCUAUGUUUCACUUUUUGAGGAACUGCCAACCUUUUAGUGUCUUUUUAUUUUUUUUAAUUUUUAUUUUUAUUUAUUUAUUUUUUGAGAUGGAGUCUCACUCUUUCGCCCAGGCUGGACUGCAGUGGCGCUAUCUCGGCUCACUGCAAGGUCUGCCUCCCAGGUUCACACCAUUCUCCUGCCUCAGCCUCCCGAGUAGCUGGGACUACAGGCACUCGCCACCAAGCCCGGCCAGCGUCCCAUGCUCGGUGGCCCCAGAAAAGUCAGUGUGUAGGCCUCAGCCACUUCAGGUCCGGCGUACAUUCUCCCUGGACACCAUCCUCAGCUCCUACCUUCUGGGCCAGUGGCCACGAGAUGCUGAUGGGGCCUUCACCUGCUGCACCAAUGACAAGGCCACCCAGACGCCCCUGUCCUGGCAAGAGCUAGAAGGUGAGCGUGCCAGUUCCUGUGCACACAAGCGCUCAGCAUCCUGGGGCAGCACAGACCACCGAAAAGAGAUUUCCAAGUUGAAGCAACAACUGCAGAGGACGAAGCUGAGCCGCAGUGGGAAAGAGAAGGAGCGAGGUUCACCACUCCUAGGGGACCACGCAGUGCGGGGAGCACUGAGGGCGUCCCCUCCCAGCUUCCCCUCAGGGUCCCCUGUCUUGCGACUCAGCCCCUGCCUGCACAGGAGCCUGGAAGGGCUCAACCAAGAGCUGGAGGAGGUAUUUGUGAAGGAGCAGGGAGAAGAGGAGCUGCUGAGGAUCCUUGAUAUCCCUGAUGGGCACCGGGCCCCAGCUCCUCCCCAGAGUGGCAGCUGUGAUCAUCCCCUCCUCCUCCUGGAGCCUGGCAACCUUGCCAGCUCUCCUUCCAUGUCCUUGGCAUCUCCCCAGCCUUGUGGCCUGGCCAGUCAUGAGGAACAUCGGGGUGCCGCCGAGGAGCUGGCAUCCACCCCCAACGACAAAGCCUCCUCUCCAGGACACCCAGCCUUUCUUGAAGAUGGCAGCCCAUCUCCAGUCCUUGCCUUUGCUGCCUCCCCUCGACCUAAUCAUAGCUACAUCUUCAAACGGGAGCCCCCAGAAGGCUGUGAGAAAGUGCGUGUGUUUGAAGAAGCCACGUCUCCAGGUCCUGACCUGGCCUUCCUGACUUCCUGUCCUGACAAGAACAAAGUCCAUUUCAACCCGACUGGCUCAGCCUUCUGCCCCGUCAACCUGAUGAAGCCCCUCUUCCCCGGCAUGGGCUUCAUCUUCCGUAACUGCCCCUCAAACCCGGGAUCUCCCCUUCCCCCGGCCAGCCCCAGGCCACCACCUCGGAAGGAUCCGGAAGCCUCCAAGGCCUCCCCACUGCCAUUCGAGCCAUGGCAGCGCACCCCACCAUCAGAAGAGCCUGUGCUUUUCCAGAGCUCCCUGAUGGUCUGAGGGUCCCACCCCUGCCCCACUUUACCAUAGAGACCAGUGCCUUGGUGGCAGGUCCCUCCCCAGGUCCCCUGAGAUGGGGUAUGGAGGGGCCCUUCCCUCUCGGCCUUCGAGCACUUUCUUUCACUUACUGUGUCAAAGCCCUGGGUCCUCUUUUUGAUGGGCACCGGCCCCUCUGAACGUGAUGGGACCUGCCUUCUCCACUAGUAGCUGGGCAGCUCACAAUUCACACCUGUGUACCUGCCACAUCCCUCACUUGGUGGAAAACACCCAGAAGGUCUUGAGUCCCCCACCCCUGGGUGUCAGUCCAAAUGACUGUAUAGGAGGCCCUUAUUUUUGUCACAGAGCAAGCUGGCCAUGAACGAAGGAGAGAAGACGCCACAGAUUUCCUUCCCUCUCCUCCAGGAGACCAUAAGAUAGAUCCCCCAUCCUCUCAGCCCUAUUCCCAUGCCUCCCUCUCAUUGGAGGAGCUGACCAAAGCAGCCCUAACGGGCCAUAACACUUGACCAAUUCAGCUGCUGGCAGAGGGAGGAAACAAGUGUUUUCCCAAGUGGCAUUUUCAUCUCGCUUUCACCCUGACUAAAGAUUGUCUUAAGUAGCAGCCCAGCCCGCCCAGCCCCAGGUGGGUAGUGGGGAGGAGAGCUGGCAUUCCUCCAGGUGGCAAAUGGCGACUCUAUACUCUCCGCCCGCCCCAGGGCUGGAUGGAUUAGAAAAAUGCCUAUUUUUCUUGUAUCGAUGUAGAGACUCUAUUUUCUCCCAAAGACACUAUUUUUGCAGCUGUUUGAAGUUUGUAUAUUUUCCGUACUGCAGAGCUUACACAAAAUUGAAGAAUGUUAAUGUUCGAGUUUUCUUAUCUUGUGUUUAGAGGUUGUUUUUUGCAGAUCUUGGUGUUAAUAGACCAAAUAAAUAAAUAAAUAUUCCCAGCA
Molecule: messenger RNA, 3267 nt
Organism: Homo sapiens (human)
Lineage: Eukaryota; Metazoa; Chordata; Mammalia; Primates; Hominidae
Gene: FAM117A
Product: family with sequence similarity 117 member A
Exons: 8
Coding region: 839-2344 (501 amino acids)
Source: RefSeq, a predicted model, not a curated record